GAUAAUGUAAAAGUAAAUGCUUUUUUCUGAGGGAGCAUUUAAUUAAAAAUAAUUCAAUUAUUUUCAAGAUAUAUUAAAAUAUAAAAUUUAAACAAGAGAUAUUAUAAAAUAUUUACAACUUGUAACAUUUUAAUUUAAUAAUGGUUUCUUUAUAUAUACCACUUUCCUUAUUAAGUGAAUACUGUUCUAAAAAAUCAGAGUGAUAUUUUUUUUUUAUUUUUUAUAUAUCACUCUUAUCUUCCUUUCUUCACUGAAAAUUCUGAUACAAACUCUCAGUCUACACUCUCUUCACUUUGCCUUCCCCAUUCCCUGCUUUUGCUUCGGCUUUCGCCAUUCGCCAAUAAAUCGUUAAAUUUUACUAGCUCAAUUCCCUAGAGAGCGUACACUUAGCCUUAUAUACUAUAAAAGUUAGUUUGUUUGUGAGGUAAUAUUAUAGAGAUGGACAUUGACCUAUUUAAGUCCACACCAGAUGACCAAAUUGAGAUGAUGCUUAUGACGAUGCACAUGGAUAAACCCGCUGCAACAUCCGGGAACGAAGGAGGCGGCAGUCUCCCCUACGACGACAACACUCCAAUGAUGUCGUUUAACGGCGGUGGUAGCUUGCCUCAGCAUUUUAACUCACCAGCUUUCUUAAGUGAUCCACAAACAACUAUAUCAUUCUCCAACAACAAUAACAACAACAACAGCAACAAUAAUAAUAAUAAUUCUUUGUUACCGAGUUUGUUCCCUUCUUAUAGCAAUGACAGCAAUGAGAACGGAACAUCAUCAUCGCCAUCACAGAAGCAAACAUCGAUGGCUGCAAUGCGAGAGAUGAUAUUCAGGAUAGCAGCUAUGCAACCGAUCUACAUCGACCCUGAAGCAGUGAAGCCACCGAAAAGGCGGAACGUUAGGAUUUCGAAAGACCCUCAGAGUAUAGCUGCUCGGCAUAGGAGGGAGAGGAUAAGCGAGAGGAUAAGGAUCCUGCAGAGACUCGUCCCUGGUGGUACAAAAAUGGACACUGCUUCGAUGUUAGACGAAGCGAUUCAUUAUGUCAAGUUCUUGAAGAGUCAAGUGCAAACCCUCGAACGAUCUGCCAUCAACAACAACAACCGCCCCGUUCCUCCACCGGUAUCCACGGGGCUAGGUUAUCCCAGUGGAUACUCUUUUGCUGGUCAUCAGCUCCAUAUGAAUGCUGCACCUCAUCACAAUGUUCAACAGUACUCAGAUUCGGAUGCAUAACAUUUUAUUUGACAUAACAUUAUAGAUCGGCGAUGAUAGCCCGUCGUUGAACGGGCCUUAGCUUUUUUCAUUCAUUAGUACAUGUAUCAAGUUCAACAUACAAUGUUCGCAUCUUGGAAUCAUCUAAUUACACUAGAUGAUGCAUUCAUUCAUAGCAAAUGUAACAAGUU
Messenger RNA from Chenopodium quinoa (quinoa), 1388 nucleotides. Its product is annotated as transcription factor HEC2-like. The transcript has a single exon. Lineage: Eukaryota; Viridiplantae; Streptophyta; Magnoliopsida; Caryophyllales; Amaranthaceae. Gene Ontology annotation, biological process: regulation of DNA-templated transcription. Gene Ontology annotation, molecular function: DNA-binding transcription factor activity; protein dimerization activity. The coding region runs from base 439 to 1218 and encodes 259 amino acids. The record is from RefSeq and is a predicted model, not a curated record.